This is a messenger RNA of Suillus bovinus, 1752 nucleotides long. RefSeq lists its product as uncharacterized. The transcript has 7 exons. The record is from RefSeq and is a predicted model, not a curated record. NCBI's taxonomy places the organism in Eukaryota, Fungi, Basidiomycota, Agaricomycetes, Boletales, Suillaceae. The coding region runs from base 1 to 1752 and encodes 583 amino acids.
AUGGGACCACCUCCUUCCCAGGCUAAAGCCACAGGACCAAAAAGAGGUGCUGCAGCAAAGGCAGCAGAGGCAGAGGAUCUGGAUGAGGUGGGUGAUAGUGGUGAGGCAAACACGCAGAAAAAGCAGAAGCGAGUGCAGAAGACAACUCACUGUGAUGCUGUUGGGGCUGUUCAUGGUGCCGCAGUAUCAGCUGAUACUGAUAAGAACAAUGAUGUUACUGAUGGGAUCACGGUGUUGAGUUCACGUGCAUCAGAUGCGGGCCCGAAAGGGAAUACAGCAAUUGGCUUGAAGAAUGCAGCCUACAAGGGCUCAGUCUCCGUGUGGGCACAUGGAGUUAAGAAUCCGAAGACAAGCACGUUGUCUCAAUUCACAAGGAGCGAAACACAUCCGACCAGUGCAUCGGGCAUCUCAGUGCCCACGCAGUUCACCAAAGUGACAAUGAUCAGCAGCGCUACUGCCCCCCCAAUAACUCCCGAAGGCUCAGAGAUCAACGACGAUGCCCACAUAGCAGGAUCUCUGCUGGAUGAGGAUGACGAGCCAGAACGAUUGGCGGCACAUGCCCUCACGAAUAUGAAGAAACAGCCAAGUGGUUUGCGUACUGCGUUAGGAGCAAUGGAUGUGGUUGAGGUUUGCAAUAGUUCACUGACCCUGCCUCCACCUCCGCCUUCACAAUAUCAAUUCACUCACUCCGAGUUGCUCCCCUCAUCUGUCGCAGGGGACGUUGUCAUGGAUGACAAUGAAGUGGAAUCAGAAGAUGUCAUGAUUGCUGAUAGUGUCGAGGCAAGCCCUGUCAUUGCUACGGGAAGCAAACGGGUGACAGCGAAGAAGCACGUCAAGAAGGAGCCGAUAGAUGCCCCAGAGAAGAAGGCAACCACUGCAGAGAAGAAAGCCACCACUGGAGAAGUCUUAAGAGUAAAGUACAAGAACAGUGAUCUUCCUGCUGGUUGCCAGGACGGUAAUACAUGGCGCGGCUUACUCAUUCCUACUAUCACUCAUGCUGCUGGUGGGGAUGAUGUCCAUCCAUGGCUUGUCGAGGAUGAUGCGCUGAUUCUGAUCCUCACGAAGGCUUGGAAAACUGUCUACGUGAAAAACCUCACACUCAUUGAUCACUCAAUUGUCCCAGGAGACGCUGUCUAUUACGUGGCUAAGCAACACUUGAGUGAAUGGCGUGGUGGAUUUGGUUCCGCUGCCGUCAUGAUGAUCACAAGUCUCAUGGCAGCUGACCCGCUCUAUGAAUCUGAGGAUAACCAUGUUGAAUUCGCAGAUUUUUGGCUUGAGGACAACAAGUUUCUCUUUGGGGAUGUUGACUCUGACAACAAGAAGGAAUGGUCAGGAAUGUGGCAGUCGACAUUCGUCCUGCAGACUUUCGCGGCGCACCUCAACUACACCCAAGGUCGUGUACCGGUCCCAGAGCUCAACAGCGAGGAGCCAGUUCUCCAAACUGCGCUUUCUCUCUCUGCAGCGGCGCAGGUCAAACAUGCCCUUGUUCUUCUUGCAAAUAAAGAGAUGACUUUCGAGAUCAAGACCACCACCUCUAAGGGCAAGAAGAAGCCUUCGUGGAAGGGUAAGGCAUUAGCUGCAGAAACCAAAUGGAUCGCCGUCAUCAGUGAGAACGAGACUUUUUCGGAGCCGCUCUGGGGAUAUGACACCCAAAUGUUCUUGACUGCCAUCAAUCGUGUUCCCGCUGACAAGAUGAAAACCAUAAUUGAACAAGUUCAACAAUACAUGAAGGCCACGACUCAUGCUGGAUGA